Molecule: messenger RNA, 602 nt
Organism: Rotaria sordida
Lineage: Eukaryota; Metazoa; Rotifera; Eurotatoria; Philodinida; Philodinidae
Source: the annotation of a GenBank genome assembly
AUUUAUCUGAUGAUAAACGUCAACAAUAUAAUUAUAGUCUUGUCAAAUUUUAUUCACCUGUUACACAAAAUUAUUUACCAGCAUCAAAUUUAGGUGCUAUUACUGAACGUUUAGAUGAUUUAAUAAGAAAUUAUAUUACAACACAUGAAAAAUUAGAUCAAACUAAUAUGGAUAAACGAACAUUUGAAAAAAUGAUUCAUUUUAAAUCACUUAAAUCAUGUAUUGAUCCAGGUGAAAGUGUUGAAAUUUUAGCUGCACAAUCUAUUGGAGAACCUAGUACACAAAUGACAUUGAAUAGUUUUCAUUUUGCUGGUCGUGGUGAAAUGAAUGUAACAUUAGGUGUUCCACGUCUUCGUCAAUUACUUAUGGUUGCUUCUCAAAAGGUAAAAACACCAACAAUGGAAGUACCUAUUUUACAUAGUUCAUCAGCAUUAGGUAAAGCAAAACGUUUACAACGUCGUUGGUCUCGUCUUUUAUUUUCUCAAGUAUUAAAAACUUUAAAUAUUCAUAAAAAACUUUCAUUAAAAUUAAAUGAUCAUAAACAUACAUAUAAAAUUGAAUUUUAUUUUGAUGAAAAAUAUGGAAAAAAAACAAUUAAAUGA